This is a messenger RNA of Eruca vesicaria subsp. sativa (arugula), 378 nucleotides long. Lineage: Eukaryota; Viridiplantae; Streptophyta; Magnoliopsida; Brassicales; Brassicaceae. The record is from the annotation of a GenBank genome assembly.
AUGCCCAAAUGGUUUUCUGAUCAAGCGUUGGAACGUGACAGUAAAAAAUAUUACGUGGUGCCUGAAUCAGAGCUGCAUGACAAUGAUUGGUGGCAACUUCUUAUGGAAGUCGCCUUCUUCUCCAGAGAAGCUCUUUGUUUGCAUGCCAAUCGACCCUUGGAGCUCAAGAAGGUUGUUGUAGAAACUUUUGAAGAAUACAUAACAGGGCUCUUACAAGUGUUUUGUGCUGAUCCAUCAAGCCGCACCAAAAACAAUAGAUGGGGAAUACAUUUGGUUGAUGAUCACGUUGUCAUAGUUAGGAAAACCAUGGAUGGGAAUCAAGGACAUAUGGGUCUUGAAGUUGCUUUUACCAAAGAACAAGAAAAGGAGUACAUGUGA